UGUUCUUUCCCUUCCUUCCCACAUCAACAUAGUUCUUCGUCGGACUACUUUACAUGCAUGAAUUCUUGAGUGUUUAGAAUUUUCAAUGGCGAUUACUGUUUCUUGGGAAAAUCAUCAUCUGCUUCUUCUUUGUUGCAUUCUUUUUACAGGGGUUGCAGUUGAAGCUUUAUCCUAUGAUUAUUCAGCAACCAUCGAGUGCUUGGCAGAACCUCUUAAACCCCAAUAUGGAGGAGGGAUCAUCAAAAACCCAGAGUUGAACCAUGGUUUGAGUGGCUGGUCUGUAUUUGGACAAGCAAAAAUAGAGCAUCGCUCAUCAGAGAAAGGAAACAGCUUCAUUGUUGCUCAUAGUAGAAACAAGCCUUUUGAUAGCUUCUCCCAAAAGCUUUACCUGCUCAAGGAUAGGCUUUACACCUUCUCUGCAUGGGUACAGGUGGUUGAAGGAAAUGUGCCAGUAACUGCUGUGUUUAGCACAAGUGGUGGUAUGAUACAUGCAGGUGCAGUUCAUGCUGAGUCAGGUUGCUGGUCCAUGCUUAAAGGUGGCCUCACUGUGAACUCAUCUGGACCUGUUGAACUCUAUUUUGAGAGCAAGAACACAACAGUGGAGAUCUGGGUUGACAGUGUCUCAUUACAACCAUUCACCAAAAAGCAAUGGAGUUCUCACCAUGAUCAAAGCGUUGAGAAGGUGCGUAAGAGAAAGGUCAGAUUCCAAGCAGUAGAUGCUGAGGGUAAAACCUUUGCAGGUGCAAAAGUCUCCAUAAUCCAAAAGAAAGCAAGCUUCCCCUUUGGCAGUGCCAUUAGUAAGGCCAUCCUCAACAACCCAGCCUAUCGGAAUUGGUUCACCUCCAGGUUCACAGUCACCACCUUUGAAAAUGAGAUGAAGUGGUACAGCACUGAACCCUCUCCUGGUAAAGAAGACUACUCUAUCCCUGAUGCCAUGCUUGCCCUUGCCAAACAAUCUGGUAUUUCAGUUAGAGGUCACAAUAUUUUCUGGGAUGAUCCCAAAUUUCAACCCGAGUGGGUCAAGUCGCUUUCCCCUGAUCAACUCAGGCAAGCAGCAGCAAAGAGGAUUGAUUCUAUUGUUUCAAGAUAUAAAGGGCAGCUUAUUGCAUGGGAUGUUGUUAAUGAAAACCUUCAUUUCUCAUUCUUUGAAGAUAAGCUAGGGGGUGAUGCUUCUGCUGGUUUCUACCAGAGGGCACAUCAACUUGAUGGGGGCACAACUUUGUUCAUGAAUGAAUAUAAUACCAUAGAAGAUAGCAGAGAUGGAAUGUCAACACCAGCCAAGUAUCUUCAGAAGCUGAGGGGCUUUCAGUCAGCUGGGCAGAUAGGAAUUGGGGUUGAAUCCCAUUUCGGUAUACCCAAUAUUCCUUACAUGAGAUCCUCCCUUGAUGUCCUAGCAGCAGCAAAUCUUCCUAUUUGGAUCACAGAACUGGACGUUGGAAAAAACCCAAAUCAGGCUCAGUUCUUGGAAGAGAUUAUUAGGGAGGCUCACGCUCAUCCAGCCAUCAAGGGAAUUGUGAUGUGGGCAGCAUGGCGUCCGGAAGGGUGUAACAUUAUGUGCUUGACAGAUAACAAUUUCAAGAACCUCGCAACAGGGGAUGUUGUGGACAAGCUGAUCAAUGAAUGGAGUCCCAGAAACCUUGUUGGCUCCACAGACGACAAUGGCACCUUUGAGAUUUCUCUCUUUCAUGGAGACUAUGAAGCAACAUUCACUCACCCAUCUAAGAAUUCCACCUCAACUAUGAGCUUAGAGGUGACAACAGGAACCGCUGAGGAGUCACUGCUCCAUGUAGUUCAUGUUCAUGAUGUAUGAGAAUUUGUUGUUACACCUACACUUUCGACAAUGAAACUAUGAGACGCUUGCUGCCCUAAUUUUGGGCAAUA
Molecule: messenger RNA, 1881 nt
Organism: Macadamia integrifolia
Lineage: Eukaryota; Viridiplantae; Streptophyta; Magnoliopsida; Proteales; Proteaceae
Product: endo-1,4-beta-xylanase 5-like
Exons: 7
Coding region: 86-1810 (574 amino acids)
Biological process (GO): carbohydrate metabolic process
Molecular function (GO): hydrolase activity, hydrolyzing O-glycosyl compounds
Source: RefSeq, a predicted model, not a curated record